AUGCCUCACAAACUCAGCGACUACUCCGACUCCAAUUCCACCAGCACAGUCAGCAGUACCGACAGAAUACCUGUCGGCGAAAUAUCAGAUGCUUCCCGCAGAUCCGGUCCUAAACUAGUCGUUGUACAUAAUGGCGGCGGACCCAGUUACGACGACAAAAGACCGGCCUCUUGGGACAAGAGUCGGUGGAAAUAAAUCACGAACAAAACUUGAAGUUGCGUGCGACUGUCUUACUGGUUAAGUCAGAUAGUCGAAGCGGAGACAAAAAUACCUCGAUUGGCGGGUUUUCCUUUUUGUUUUUUGUUGAGAUUGUUCAAGCGCACAUACACGGAUUCUGACUGGCUCGGUUUCCGCUUCCCGCGCGUCUUGAAUAAAGAAAAAGGGAGAGAGGACAAGAAAAGUGAGGCGGACACUCAUCGAGACAUCAACCCUUGCGCCAAUUUUGAGGCCAUACUGGACAUAUACUAGUACGCUAUGUACUAUUCCUCUUUCUGCAUCGUGCAAGAAAGUGAGGCUUACUAGUCUGUCUCUUCCGCAUGUCUCCGACUCCCUUUUUUGCAUCCCCUGAUUGUUCCGAUACUCUCUUUCCGUUUAUCCUGGCAUCUGGCAUCCUGACCGGCCCGACAAAUUAUCCAUUCUCAUGAAGGCAGUGCGAGAAGCCUGCAAUUCCUAUUUCCGGAUCGUCCAUACCAGUCAGGGUGCGCCGUGCCUUUUCUCCCUUCAAGCUUUCUCACUCGCCCACGCUGCCCUUGCAUUAGCCGCCUUUCGUUGCUUUCUGUUUCGCUGCACGCACCUGUACUACUACGUGUACAAUCUUGUAUGAGUGGACGACUUUGACUUUCUGUUUGCUCUGUUUGUUUGAUUUAUUCUUGCGGUCAGUGUGUUGUUGUUCGAGACUGCCAGCUCAGUCCAGCAGCAUAGCAUACAUAUACAUAUACAUGUACUGUACAGUACAUAGUAUAGUGUGUUGCAUGCUUUACUCUCUUUGUGCUGUUUUCUUUUAUUAUUGCAUCGGACAUGAUAUUGUCGUUUGUCUCGUCUGUUAAUUGCUUCAAGUCUCACCGCUUGAUCUCAAGUCCUGACAACACUCCACCUUAUCAUUGUCCGCUGCUUGUCUGUUAUACUGGUGUUCUCUCAGAUUGACAUUAGCGUGCAUUAGCUUGUUUUUACUUGCUUUUUCCAUUUUCUGCUUUUGGCAUCGCAUACAUUAACCUCGCCGAAGAAGCCAUCGCUCUUGCGCGGUCAAAUAGUCAACUUCAGCAGCGUUUGAUUGUCAUGCGAUUGUCAUGUACCAUACUCAUGCAUCCAUUGUGGCGUUUUUGUUCUCCUCUUUUUGGGCAGAGGUCAAGGUCAGAUUGUACACUACUAUCUAUUUAUUUCGGGUUACUUUAUUUCGCUUUAUGGGGUGUACGAUACAUCCAUAUCUAUAUCAGGUUGAAUACAAAUUGAAGCGCAAG
This is a messenger RNA of Talaromyces stipitatus ATCC 10500, 1457 nucleotides long. RefSeq lists its product as uncharacterized. Bases 1 to 195 code for a protein of 64 amino acids. NCBI's taxonomy places the organism in Eukaryota, Fungi, Ascomycota, Eurotiomycetes, Eurotiales, Trichocomaceae. The record is from RefSeq and is a predicted model, not a curated record. The transcript is spliced from 2 exons.